Ictalurus punctatus (channel catfish) is the source of this 8437-nucleotide messenger RNA. It is a transcript of the gene brwd1, whose product is annotated as bromodomain and WD repeat domain containing 1. Gene Ontology annotation, molecular function: protein binding. Gene Ontology annotation, biological process: regulation of transcription by RNA polymerase II; cytoskeleton organization; regulation of cell shape. Lineage: Eukaryota; Metazoa; Chordata; Actinopteri; Siluriformes; Ictaluridae. Gene Ontology annotation, cellular component: nucleus. The transcript is spliced from 42 exons. The record is from RefSeq and is a predicted model, not a curated record. The coding region runs from base 217 to 6768 and encodes 2183 amino acids.
UUUUUUUACUUCCCCCAACCCCCCAUUUCCUCUGGUCGGAGCGGAAGUUGCUCUGUAAGCCGAGGCCUCGCACUUCCAAUGGCGACUGAAAACUGGCUGAACGGAAAGCGGGAGCGAACACCAAGGGGACCCGAACCGUGCAGUCAGAAUUAAAUAAAUAUAUCAGCGGAUAACAAGACGUCAAAUAAGUUUCAAGAGUAGUACGUCAGCUAACUUAUGGCUGACAGAAUGGACAAAAGAGGGAGUCUUUCGCUCCUUGAAUCGGAGCUUUAUUAUCUAAUUUCUCGCUUUUUAACAACCGGUCCUUGUCAGAGAGCGGCCGAGGUUCUCGUGAGUGAACUGGAGGAACAUCAGCUUCUUCCCCGUAGAGUGGACUGGGAAGGAAAUGAACAUCCCAGAUCGUAUGAAGACUUGAUCGCUGCCAACAAGCAUAUUGCACCAGACCACUUGCUGCAGAUAUGUAAGCAGAUCGGUCCAAUCCUUGACAAGCAGGUGCCAUCUGGUUUGCCUGGGGUGCAUUCUCUACUGGGAACAGGGAGACACUCCUUACUUCGUACAGCUAAAGAUUGUAGCCGUAGCCGAUGGAAAAGCUCGACUUUUGCCGCACUUCAUCGAGGAAGACCACCAGAGAGGCCUUUGAGCUGCAGGGAUGCCCCAAAUCUGGUGGAGGUGUGCAGAGGCAGGGAAUUGACAGGCACUCAGCGUUUCAGCUUUGUCCAUCCUGUCAGUAUAUAUCAGAGCAUCAAAAUGCACAAGAGGAUUCUGGGACAUCUCUCGGCCGUUUACUGCAUCGCCUUUGACCGAACAGGAUCCAGGAUUUUCACGGGUUCAGAUGAUGCCUUGGUAAAAAUUUGGUCCUCUUUUGACGGGAGGCUCCACUCUACUCUGCGAGGACACCAUGCCGAGAUCUCAGACCUCGCCGUCAACUUGGAGAACACUCUCAUUGCAGCGGGGAGCUGCGACAAAACCAUCAGAGUCUGGUGCCUUCGUACCUGUGCCCCAGUGGCGGUGCUGCAGGGUCACAGUGGAUCUAUUACCUCUUUACAGUUUUCUCCAUUUGCCAAGGGCUCCAAAAGGUACAUGGUCUCUACAGGAACUGAUGCAACUGUCUGCUUCUGGCAGUGGGAUGUAAAGAACAUCAAUUUCACUGAUCGACCCUUGAAGUUCACAGAAAGGCCAAGACCCGGUGUUCAGAUGGUGUGUUCCUCAUUCAGCCCAGGAGGCAUGUUCCUAGCUACAGGAAGCACCGAUGAUGUAAUCAGGAUAUACUACCUGGGCAGUGGGAGUCCGGAAAAAAUAGCCGAGCUCAAUUCACACACAGACAAAGUCGACAGCAUCCAGUUCUGCAAUACAGGAGAGAGGUUUGUAAGUGGCAGUCGUGACGGCACCGCUCGCAUCUGGAGGCUGCAUCAGAGACAUCAGUGGAGGAGCAUUUUGCUGGAGAUGUCCGCCACUUUGCCAGGAACUGUGCCUGCGGAAGAAGAGAGCUUCUUCAAACCCAAGGUCACCAUGGUGUCAUGGGAUCGUCAUGACAACACAGUUCUCACUGCUGUCAACAAUCAUCUCCUCAAAGUGUGGAACUCCUACACAGGGCAGCUUUUGCAUGUGUUGAAGGGCCAUGAGGCAGAGGUGUUUGUGCUGGAGCCACACCCAUACGAUCCCCGUGUCAUGCUGUCUGCAGGUCAUGAUGGCAACAUUUUCAUAUGGGACCUCAUACGAGGCACAAAGACUCAUCACUACUUUAACAUGAUUGAAGGCCAGGGGCAUGGUGCUGUUUUUGACUGCAAGUUCACCCCUGAUGGUCAUCGCUUCGCCUGUACAGACUCUCACGGGCACCUGGUCAUUUUUGGAUUUGGGUGCUCCAAGCCUUAUGAAAAGCUUCCAGAUCAGGUGUUUUUCCACACUGACUACCGCCCGUUGAUCCGGGACUCCAACGGGUUCGUAUUAGACGAGCAGACACAACAGGCACCUCACCUUAUGCCCCCGCCCUUCCUUGUGGAUGUCGAUGGGAAUCCUCAUCCUCCCGGAUAUCAGAGACUUGUGCCUGGGAGGGAGAACGUCACAGAUGAGCACCUGGUUCCUCAGCUUGGAUACGUUGCUACAAGCGAUGGUGAGGUGGUGGAGCAGGUAAUCAGCCAGCAGCCAGCUGAGAGCGAGGAUCCACAGGCACGUCGCAAUCUCUUAGAUAACGCCAUCCGUCAGCUCCAGGAGCAGCAGGACCAGCAGGCCGGGAGGCAGCAGGGUACCCCCAGAAGAGUGUCUCUCAGCGAGCGGAUGGAGGUGCAGUCUCCGCCUAACGUGGGGCUCCGGCGCAGUGGGCAAGUUGAGGGAGUGCGUCAGAUGCAUCAGAACGCACCACGCAGCCAGAUGGCAACAGAAAGGGACCUGCAGGCAUGGCGUCGCAGGGUGGUGGUUCCUGAACUUACCUCCAGUGCAUACAGUGACCAGGAGUCGUUCAGAAUCAUGAAGGGAGAGGAGGAGAUUUUGCUAUAUAAUGCCAAGAAACGCAGAAUUGCACAUGGCACCUUUAGGGAUGACUCUGAUGAUGAGGCGGUAUGCAUUAAGCGCGCGCAGCCACGCAAGCGGCGCCGCAUUUUGGAGGGCACGAACAGUUAUGUAGAGAGUCUGAUAGAGUUUUCCUGCGAGGAGGGAGAGGAGACUGCUUCCUCAGAGGAGAAUGAAAUUGAAGCCAGCGAGGUGGACUCCUCAAAUGAAGAGGAAGACGAGGAGUGGAAAAGUGACAGCUCGAGUCACUCGUCCAGCGAGCAUUCUGAUUGGACAGCUGAUGCUGGCAUCACCACACAGGCGGCCAUGUGCUCCCGAAGACGGGCUCGUAGGCAGAUUAGCAGUUCUGAGGAGGAGGAGGUGGAGGAGGAAGAGGAGGAAGACGAAGAUAACACAGCAGAGGAUGAGCAAACUGAACAAACCCAGGAUGAGGAUGCAAAGUCCUCAACGCCUCGGAAACCAAGGAGAAAAGCAAAAUGCAAAACACCAAAGUGUCCAAAACCCAGGCAGUCCCUGAACAGAGAGGUCUCCAACGAGUUUCGUCCCUCUACCUGGAUUACCGAUGUCAUUCCUCGAAAGUCUCCUUUUGUUCCACAAAUGGGAGAUGAGGUAAUCUACUUCCGUCAGGGUCAUGAGGCCUAUGUGGAUGCAGUCUGCAGGAGUAAUUUGUACCCAAUCAACCUGGAAAAACAGCCGUGGAGGAAGAUGCAUCUAAGAGACCAAGAGUUUGUUAAAAUAACUGGGAUCAAGUAUGAGGUGUGUCCUCCGACACUUUGUUGCUUGAAAUUGACACAGAUUGACACUGGAACAGGCAAAAUAACAAACAAGUCGUUUUCUGUGAAGUAUCAUGAUAUGCCUGAUGUGAUUGACUUCCUUGUGCUCCGCCAGAGCUAUGAUGAAGCACGCAGCAGGAUCUGGAGGCCAAAUGAUCAUUUCCGGUCAGUAAUUGAUGAUGCUUGGUGGUUUGGGACCAUAGUCUGUCAGGAGCCAUAUCAGCCUGAGUAUCCUGACAGCCAUUUCCAAUGCUUCAAAGUCAGGUGGGACAAUGGAGAAAUUGAAAAGCUUAGUCCAUGGGACAUUGAGGCUAUUCCAGAGAAUGCUCAGAGUCCGGAGGCGGUGGGUGAAUGUGUGCCAGUCACAGACGAGGAAAGAGCUGACAUUCUGUACAAACCACAGGGAGACGAGUGGGGAGGCAGGAGUCGAGAAAAAGAGUGCGCACGCAUCGUUGCCGGCAUAGACCAGCUCAUCACAGUAGAUAUUGCUGCACCUUUCUCUGGCCCAGUGGACCUUGCUCAAUAUCCCACUUACUGUACUGUAAUUGCCUACCCCACUGACCUGAACUCCAUCCGCAUGAGGCUGAAGGCCAACUUCUACAGGAGACUGUCUGCACUAAUUUGGGACACGAGGUAUAUUUAUUACAAUGCAAGGACCUUCAAUGAACCACGUAGCAAGAUUGCACAGUCAGCAAAACUGAUUACAGAUGUCCUGUUAAAGUUCAUUAGUAAGCCACAUUAUACGGAUAUUAUGGAGAUUUACAAUGCGGUUGAAAACAUGGAGUACACUGAGGAUGAGGAUAUGGAAGAUGUUGAUGCACCAGGCACAUCUACUGGGCGAAGGGCGCAUCAGCAGAUGGAGCUGGUACAGGACAGGGACGCAUGGAAGGAUGCAUGCAAACAGCUGCUGGAUUAUAUGUUUGAGUGCGAGGACUCUGAGCCUUUCCGUCAGCCUGUGGAUCAAAAUGAGUAUCAGGAUUAUUUAGAAAUCAUCGACACUCCCAUGGAUCUGGAGACCGUUCGACGAACCCUUGAAGAAGACCGCUACGAAAACCCCACCGAACUAUGCAAAGACACCAGACUUAUUUUUGCUAAUGCUAAAGCCUACACACCAAACAAACGUUCAAAGAUUUACAGUAUGACUCUCCGUCUGUCUGCAUUCUUUGAGGAGCGCAUUCGGAAAAUCAUAUCCCAAUACAAGACUGCAGUUAAAAGCAGUUUGAAGCUGAGACGGAGUCAGAGGUUUAAAAAGAGAACUCAGCAGCAGGAACUCGUUCUUCCUCCUCCCAGGGUUGAAUCCACUAGUCAGAAGAGGGCUGCUGUUAAAACUCAGGAACAAGUAGAACCACCUACAACCAAAUCUACCUCGGCUAAAGCCUCUACAGCCGAGCGCCAUCACAGUAAGACGAGAAGGCGGCUUAGUUCUGCCUACACGUCGAUGGAGGACUCCAAUAAAAGUGCAUCAUCUCUGUCAGAAUCUGAAAAUGACAGUGAAGUCUCAUUGAGCGAAUCAAAGGAAGAAGAUUUCCCCUCGUUUUCUCAGCCAUUCAGGCGUGAAACAAGAGCGACGCGAAGAGCCAUUCAGAACAGAGAGGCGAAGAGAAAGAAUGUCACUGAAAGCGGAAGUGAGGUUGACCACUCGACUGGGGAUGAUGAUGAUGAUGAUGAUGAUGAUGAUUAUGAUGAUGAGUAUUCUGGGAAGUCCGGCUCAUUAAAACGACUGCAGUCGAGCAGAACCAAAAGCAGGAGCACCCGACUCACUCGGAACUCUGAGAAAAGAAAGCCAGAGGGUAGUGGUCAGGUGAACGGUCUUAGCAGCAGAUCCUCCCGUGCAGAGCGCAGAAGAGUUCGACACAGCAGUGGCUCUGACCUGGAACAUUCUGAAGGUCAGGAGAAUAUGAAAAACGCGGAUGACUCUGACCACAGUCGCCAGCCCAGGAAAACCGCUAUGGCUGCAGUCAGUAAGAUGAAACUGAUUGACGCAUCCGAGGAAGAGGAUACCUCGGAGCAUAAGUCUCGUUCCAGGACCGGAAAACGUGCUGCAGUUAUCCAGAGCAGCUCAGAGUCUGAGGAGCAUGACCAGCAGGAUGAUUCUCCUCAUGUCAAUGGGCACAGAAAGCAUAGUCAUGAAGAGAGUGAGGACAACAGCAACGAGGGAGAAAGUGAGAAUGAAAGUUUUGAUGAGGAGGAUUCCAUCAGCAGGCGAAAGUUAAUCAAGAAAACUGCAAGAGAUGCAGUAUGUAAGCUAAAACGAAUUAAUGAGAGUGAUGAGGAGGAAGAGAAUCAAUGUAGAACCAGACGCCGGAGAAAUCACCCAAGCAAUCCGAAUACCUCAAAAACGUCUGAUGAGGAAACGGAAACUCCAGAGGCUGAGAAGCACCCUCAUCAAAAUGGAAGAAAAUUAGACACACAGGACCUUAAAUACUCUGAGAAAAUAAAUAUGACGUCAAAAAGCCAAGUAGUAGUAUCUGCCUCAAAAGCUCGUACAGCUCCUGGAGCCAUAGCAUUAAAGUCAGGUAUCAAGGAAUCCAGUGCUUCAAGGAGAAAAAUCAGGUCUGAAGAUGAAGGAGAGGGGAAAAUCGAGGAGAAUGAGCGCAGUAGUGAAGAAGAAGAAAUCACGGAAAAAAGAAGCUCGCUGGCAAGAAGGAACAAAUCAGGAAGACAAGCCAAGUCUCAGAGUUUGGAUGGCGACUCAAACACUUCCGACUCUGAGAGUGAACCUGCCUUAAACCAGAGACGUAAGAAAAAAGAGGCUGAUUCUUCUGAAGAGUGGCGACAAAGUGAUGAAUCAGAAAAGGAUAAGAAAUCGUUUUCCAGAAGACCUACUCUAAGAGCCCUCCCCAAGAAGAAAUACAUCACCGACUCGGAGGAAGACCUUGAUUCUGAGGGAGAAAGGCAGUCAUGGAAUGGGAAAAGCUCUGAUUCAGUGAAGGACGACACCAACAGUCAGCCAAAAUCAUCAGGAGGAUCAAAAAGGAAAUGUAUCAGCACUUCUGAAGAAUCUGAAGACAGAGAAGAAAAUGGUAAGGCCAGUGAUGAAAGUGAGUGUGGCAAACCUCCAGGGAGGAAAGGGAAGCGGUUCAAGAAACUUUCAGAAUCUGAGAGCGAUUCUGGAAGUAGGGAGAAUGUGGUGAAUGGUCCUUCAAAAAAGCAUCAAUCUGAGGAUGAACUCUCUGGAGGUGCUGGUCAGCGAUUAAAACGGCAGUCUGGGAAACGGAAGCACAGCAAGAGCUACAACAGUGAUAGCAGCACAGACUCUGAGAGGUGCCAGGAGGAGUCUAGCAAUGAGUCGCAGUUCUCCAGAUCACAAAGCAGUCCAAAAGGAUACGCCAAGGGAAGACUGAGGGGUCGAAAACAAAAACCUGCACAUCACAAAGCAUCUGCUUCUGAUAUGGAUAGUGACUAUUCCUAUGAAAAACCUCGGCGAGCCACACGCAUUCGGACCCGGAAUCUUGGCAAACGGACUGUAAACUACAGAGACAGCGAGUGAAGGAUUUGGCUGUGUAAGAGACACUAACUGGAGAACUUGAAGACAUUUGAUUGUCCCAAAAAAGUAGUAGCACUGGAGUCUUCUACAUACUGUGAAUCAACUUCAGGGAUAUUUAUAUUUUCUGUUGGGGGAGAUGGGGGAGCUAUGUAUUGAUAUGAGUUUUGAGCUACUGGUUUGGCUGCCCCUUUCUGUUUGUAAUUUCGCCACCAAGAAUAAUCAUAGGUGCAUUGUCUGUCUGGGUGCUAUCUUAAUAUACCUCCUGCUUAAUUGAGCAUAUUUUUGCUGGCUUGCACUAAAUGGCACACUGAACUGAGGUAUCUCGUACACUAGUUCUGUUAGAAACUCAGGGGUCAACUACAUUUACCGUUUUCAGACUUGUAGGGUCGUUCUUUUUUUUUCCCCCCUUGUUCUUUUUCCCCGUUAAGUGUAAUUGUGAUGAACUUUCUUCCAUCAUUUGACACUUACUACUUUUUUUUUUUUUUUUUUUUAAGCCACAUGAAUCUUGUAUUGUAUUUGUCAAAGGAAUUAUUGAGCCAACAUGUACAAAGUUUCCUUUUCCCAUUUCAGUUAGGGUGUGUAUAUAUGUUAUGUGGAUUUUAUUUUUUAUUUUUUAUUUUUAAAUCCGCAUCUUUCCAGAGAUUUCUGAGAAUCAGUUUGUAGCAAAGCUUUGCAUAUUUAAAAUUGUCAAGCAUUAUUUUGUAUUAAAUUCAAAUGCAUUGUCUUGCCAUAUAGUAUAAAUUUGGUACAUGUUUGCAAAGUACAUGAAAUCAGUACUUGCUGCGAAAUACAGUGAUUUCUCAUAUUGGGAAGAUUUCUCAGUCACCUGUUAUAUACUUUUCAGUAUUAAUUCAUUUUCUGACUUAACUUAUGAACGGUAAAUAACUUUUGUACCCACUGCAUUUGAAUUUAAUAGUGUUGGACAUGAAAUACACCCGACCUGACAUUAUUUCUUAAUGUCUUUUUGCAAAAAGCCAACUCUUUGAUUCAAGUUUUGCAGACAUUGAGUCUAAUGGAACAUGGAUGGAGUGAGAGGUAAAAGCAUUUGAUUAAUAAAAUAGCCUACUGUUUAAUGGCAAAACUGAUUAUAUUUCUUUUGUGGAGGUAUUAUGUUUUCCCGUGUGCCUGUCGAAGAUUCCUGUUAACACGGUAUCUCGAGCAAGCGGUUGAAUGUUUGUAGGAUUUAUAUACACUUAUCAUUGUAACCAGCAGAUGAACUGAUUAGAUUUUUGAAUUGAUUUAAACAGGGUCAAGGUCAAAUGUCUGUGGUCAAUUCCUUUAAUGGCUUCCUUUCCGUUUUAAGUAUAUUUUAAGGGUAUUUUUGGCAUACAAAUUGGUAACAAGAAGGGCUAGACCUAACCAUACCUUUUGCAACAGGUUCCAAUGGUCAUAACAUUGUGAUUAAAUAGCUGCUCACACCGUUUCCUUCAUUAAGCGUUGUUGAUACUUGCACCUUGUGAUUAGUCCAUGUACAGCCUGUUAGAUCUCAUUCCAUGCGUUCAUGGAGGUUUACAACAUAGAAUUUAUUUUACAGUGCAGUACAGAAUAUCAACAGUAAUUACUAAUACAGUACUCUAAAAAUACUGGUCUUCAAAGUGCUUUAAGUCAUACAUAAAGCAAUGAAAAAUGUGUGAAAUAAAAAGGAAAUGACAAAUAAAAUGAAUUCUUUGGA